Suillus paluster is the source of this 1328-nucleotide messenger RNA. RefSeq names its product Oxidoreductase, molybdopterin-binding domain-containing protein. The record is from RefSeq and is a predicted model, not a curated record. Lineage: Eukaryota; Fungi; Basidiomycota; Agaricomycetes; Boletales; Suillaceae. Gene Ontology annotation, molecular function: oxidoreductase activity; molybdenum ion binding. The coding region runs from base 66 to 1235 and encodes 389 amino acids. The transcript has 7 exons. Gene Ontology annotation, cellular component: mitochondrion.
UAGGGCUCGGGCUCGUUAUUGUGCGGAUUCUCUAGCGUUCUCUCGUCAACAUCCUAGACAGAAUCAUGGGCAAAACCGAUUUGCGGGUGCUCGGCAAGAUGCCAUUGAAUGCCGAACCACCAUGCCUCGUCGAGCUCACGAGGCACCCUAUUACACCGCUGCACCUGGCAUAUGCCCGUAACCACUCUGUUAUAAAGGAUCUAGCAUCUGAAUUUGACAGUUAUACGGUCAAGAUAGACGGCGAAAUGGAGGGGAUGGAAGAGAAGGUGUUGAACGUGAAGGACAUGAUCGCAUCCUUUCCAAAGAAAGAGGUCGUGGCUGUUCUCAUUUGCGCUGGUAACCGUCGUGCCAAGAUGCAAGAAACAACGGGAAAAGCAGUGCGAGGUAUCAAGUGGUCAGAGGGUACCAUCGCGAAUGCCCGCUGGGCAGGUGUACUUUUACGAGACAUAUUGAUCAGCGCAGGGGUCUCUGAACAGGAAGACGAUCAAAAAGGUUUCCACGUCUGGUUCGCUUCGAACGUUGCGCCCUGUGAGGAUGACGCGUGUUACGGAGGGUCUAUUCCACUUGACGAGGCCAUGGCAAAGGACGGUGAUGUUAUGCUUGCAUACGAGAUGAACGAUGGACCCCUCACCCCAGAUCACGGCUUCCCUCUGCGCGUCGUAGUGCCUGGUUACUUUGGCAUGCGAUGGGUUAAAUGGGUGGACCAGAUCACUAUCUCGCGAGAGGAAUCGCCCAAUUUCUAUCAACAGCGCGAUUACAAGAUGUUGCCUGAAUGUGUUACCUCCCCAGAGAAGGCCAUCGAUGAGGAUUGGUGGGGCCGUAUACCUGCAAUGCAACGACUUAACUGCAAUUCGGUCGUCGCCCACAUUCAGUGUCUGACACCUGCCUGUCCUGACCAGAAGACGCUUAAAGUCACAGGCUACGCCUACGCCUACUCAUCUAUCUCGCGUGUAGAAAUCAGCGCGGAUGGCGGCGACACGUGGCAUGAAGUACGAAUCACAUACCAAGAGGGUAGUUGGAGUUGGUCGCUGUGGGAAGGCGAGCUCGUAGUAGACAUUGAUACCGAUGCUCUCGAGUUCGCUAACCACGGACCGAAGAAUGGGCGCCCAAAAACCAAGAUAACAGUGAUAAGCCGUGCAUUUGAUCGGUCUGGAAGCGCCCAGGAUACCGAUUGCCGCUGGAACUUGAGGGGAGUAGGCUUUUGUGGUGUCGGCGUUGGAUCGGUGGAAGUAUAAUCGGAUACCUGGCUUCAUUAGGUUUUCUCUGUUCCAACCUACUUCUAUAUUUACAGACCGAAUUCCACUCAACGGCCGGCCGCUCUUACAAGA